AUGCUGGGGAUCAGGCGGGAGGCCAGGGCCCUGCUGAAGGGCCUCCGUAGAGGUGUUGUGAUGCACCAAAUUGGGGUGAAACAGGCCAAAGAGGGCCGCGUCAUCCCCAAGGCGGUGCUCCGUCAAUGCCUCUCGGAGGCCAAGAAGCGGAUACCGGAGGUCCUGGACCAGCUCGAGAACGACCUGCAGCAAAAGACCCAGUUCUCCUUUUAUGGCUACUUGACGGCCUACUACGCCUCCAUUUACGGGCACCGGCUGGGGGUUUUUCAGAACCUCACCAUCCGGGAGGUGGAGGGGGCCGUCAAGUCGCCUAGCACGGGGGACUACCUCAUAAACAUCUCUCUACACAAGACGAAUCGGGCGUUCGGCCCGGCGCAGAUGUCCCUGACCGCCGAGGAGUAUGGAUGGUUUUGGCGGUUCCUGGCGCUGCGCGACCGGCUGGUCGGCGGGCCGGACGCCCGUCUAUUUUUUUUCACAUCGACACCCAACCCCUGUAAGAAUCUCAACAACUACUUUCAGGGGGCUUGGGUGUCGAUGGGCCUGCCGGGGAAGCCAACUUUCAUGGACAUGCGGACCUCCAUCGUCACCCACGCCCGUAACACCCACUCGAAGGCCUACCGGGAAAAAAUGGCAAAGUUCAUGUGCCACGACACCUCCACGGCCGACCGGUUCUACGCCAUGAACCUGAACAUCCGGCAGGCCGUGGAGCACCGUCGGCUCUUCGAGGGGGCGUUGGUGGGGGAGGAGGUCUCGCCGGCGAAGCCGGCCGCAGAGGAAGAGGGGCGGAAGAGGACGGGCAAAAGCAAGCACGGCCGGGGAGCGGCCAAGAGACGGAAGGACGAGUCCCCGACCUCCUCGCCGCCCACCUCCGAAAGCAGUACGGAGGAGGAAGGCGAGGCGGUCCCCUAUCAGGAGUCCGGGGUGUCCAGCCUCGACUCUCCCCCUAGCUUGGAAAAGUACCCGGGGGAAAACGUGGCGAGCUCGGACUCCUCGUCCUCGUCCUCCAUCGGGGCGUCCCCGGUCCGGACGCCCAGCGACCUGUCCGCCCCCUCCGCGGAACAGGCUUCGCCGGCGGUCCGACAACCAGAGCAGGCCGACCCCGAGCAGGCCGACCCCGAGCAGGCCGUUCCCGAGCAGGCCGACCCCGAGCAGGCCGAUCCCGGGCAGGCAGCACCGGCGCUGGGCCUCCUGAGCCGUCCGAAGAGGGUGGUCAGGAAACCGGUGGUGGUCCUGACGCCGGUCAAGCCUGCCCUCAGCCCGUUGAGCCGAAGUAAAAUAUGCAGGGUCUCGGGCGUCUGA
This is a messenger RNA of Misgurnus anguillicaudatus (oriental weatherfish), 1299 nucleotides long. The record is from RefSeq and is a predicted model, not a curated record. Lineage: Eukaryota; Metazoa; Chordata; Actinopteri; Cypriniformes; Cobitidae.